AUGCGAGUUGCUAUUGUCACAAGAACAAACCAUUUUUUCAUGGAAGUGGGUAACCAAGAAACAGUUGUUGAAAUCAAGAGGAAAAUAGAACAAAUCCAUGGUGUUCCAGUGGCUUCACAAAUCCUAACAGUUUCUGGGUGGGAACUAUUGGAUGGAUUGGACAUGGAAGAUUACCCUAUUGUGACUGAAGGCACAAAAGUUGACCUCACCAUCAAACAAGUGGAGCCACAUCCUAACAAAAUGCAAAUCACAGUAAAAUUUUCAGCUAGGAAGUUCAACAUUGAGGUGGACAGAACUGACACAGUUCGUAGCUUGAAGGAAAAAAUUCACAUCAUUGAUAGCACACCCAUCAAAAGAAUGUCACUAUACUCUUCAGGUAUAGAACUGGAUGAAGACUUUAGAGUCUUGAGUGAGUAUGGCAUACGCGAAUCUUCUGAGAUUGUUGUGUUCCUCAAGACCAUGAAUCGAUCAAGAGAUGAACCUCCCACAAGGAAGUUGAGCUUGGUAGUGCAAACUUCCUCUAGUUUGCUUAAUGCUGCCACCAUUCCAUUGGAGAUGAGAGAUGCAAGCACAGUCAAUGAGUUGAAGCAGUUACUGCUAAGCAGAAAAAUUCUGCCAGUUGAUGACUAUCUGUUUAUACACAGGCAGAGGAUUAUGCGUGAUAGUUGUAGCCUCCGGUGGCAUGGAGUUGAAAAUGGAGACUGUCUCUAUGUUUUUAAGGGGACAGUUAGUCGUAGUGGGUAUGCAUGAGCUUCUUAUUAUAGUUGUUCUCGCAUUUUUUUUAAAAUUAUUGUUUGUUAUGUUUACAAUUAAAAGCAAAGAACAUUUUAUAUGACAUGAAAUUCUUGUUUUACUUGUGAGUUGUGUUUGUAUGACAGAAUCUGUUAUCUGUUGAUACCAUUUGU
Messenger RNA from Cajanus cajan (pigeon pea), 905 nucleotides. Its product is annotated as Ubiquitin-like superfamily protein. Gene Ontology annotation, biological process: proteasome-mediated ubiquitin-dependent protein catabolic process. The record is from RefSeq and is a predicted model, not a curated record. Gene Ontology annotation, cellular component: nucleoplasm; cytosol. Gene Ontology annotation, molecular function: polyubiquitin modification-dependent protein binding; proteasome binding; ubiquitin binding. NCBI's taxonomy places the organism in Eukaryota, Viridiplantae, Streptophyta, Magnoliopsida, Fabales, Fabaceae.